AUGGACGCUUCGUCAACCGUCGUGAUCAUGAUCGUCUCCUUGGUACUCGUCGUCGGCGUCUUCCUUAUCUGUGUCAAACGAAGAAGAAACCGUCGUGAAAGAGCCAGGCGCACGGAGGAUGCAUCAAGGCAGACCCAGGUCCAAUAUCCACACUUUGAAGAAGAUACUCUCUACCAGUCCAAGAGGCAAAAGCUAUCCCAUAUCCACGCUGCUCUCAGCAACAGUGGAUUUAGCGCUCUACCCGCAGAGCAACAUCGCGGCAACAGAGAUCUCGAGGAUAAUGACGGCCGCAGGCACAACGGCGGCAGCGACCUUGUUGCCCUCAGGACAAUAUCGGAGUCCCACGAACAAACGCAACCCGUAUCGAAUGCCUCUUAUCAUGGGUUUUCAGUACCACCGCCUGUUCAUCAUUCACAGACCGGCAACAACUCCUCCUCGUGGAGAAAUCCGCACCGCGGUGCGCCGCUCUCCUCAACGACAUCCCCACAGCAGAAUAUAUUGUCGCCCGAAGAAGAUAGGGUUUUAGAAAAUACCAGAGAUUAUCUCCUCAGAGCAUCACCGCUUCCUCGGCCGUUGCAGCUACAACGGCCUGUUAUCACACGCACAUCGAUCACGCCCUCGUCAAAGAUUGUCACCACGAUAACGAGACCUGCGAUCAGACAUGUCGAUCUGGACAUCUCCGAGCCAGAUUUGGUGAUCGUUCCGAGGAGUCCGGGUCUGCCUGAUGUAGGGUCGUCGCGAACCGGUCCAAGGACAUCGCCCAAGUUAACGGGCCCAGGCACUAAUUCAAGCACAUCGAGCAGUCAACAGGCACAAGAGCAAAGGCCAGCAAGAGCUGCCGUUAUUAUCCCGACCCAAAAUUCCAGUGUCGCUCCUCAGAAUGCAGACAUGGGCCAGGAUUCAUUCAUGACAAAAGAAGAACUGCGUCGAUUGGCGCCACAGGCCAUCCUCCCUGACGACUAUCAGCCGCCACAGUUUACAGAAGAGAUACCUAUGCCCCUUGCCAAAAACGACACCAAACUUCACCCCGACAGCGAAGAUGGACCAUCAAGAGAGCUGAAUUCCACCUACUUGAUGCUUAAGCCAUAUCUGGCUGCAACUGACCAUCUGCUUCCUGUAGAUGCUGACUCCUCUGCGAAUCCAGGCCACGCUGGCAAUCGCUCCAAUGCCCCUGCUUCGCCUCCGGCAUGUCUUAGCCCUUCCCGGGAUCAAGCUGUUUCACCUACUCCUGCCUCAUUCUCCGCACCAUCACCGCCAGCACGACCAGUGAGACGCAUCUACUCCAUCCGAAGAAACCAGCAGCAACAGCACGAACCACAAGAUCCACCUCCAGAAUCUCCAACGAGGCCCGCAAACGGGCAUUUAUUGGCCCAGACCUCCGCUGCUCAACCGAGCACCUCUGCCAUAGCAGCAUUCCCUCUCCCCCGUCUUCUCUCCACUCCUCCACCUGAUCUACCCACACCUACAUCUGCUCCAAAAUCUACACCAACAACAGCCGUAGGCCCACCCUCAUCAUCGGGACACUCUCAAGCACGCGUCGGAACUGUGCUUGCGACGAUGGCUUCGCAUCUGAACCUUGACUGCGACGGUGCUGUUUCCCCUGCGCUAUCGAACACGAGUUCUGGUGAUAGUUCGACCACUUCGGCUUUGCUAUCGAUUAUCUCCAAUACUACGAGCUCCGCCGGUGCAUCCUCCAUGGGCAGUCUCGGUGAAGACCGAGUCAUGUCGCCAACGAUGGAUCUUGCUUCGCCCACGACCGCAACGGUUUACUCGCCUACGACGCCGUCUUCUGCCGGGACGGGCCCUCCACCUGCAGCCUCUCAUAUCGCAGAUCGAUUUGGUGAUGUUCUGUCGCGAAUCGCAGACGGAAGAGGAAGACAUUAUGACAACGGCAGCGGCCAUGAUCAGCAUCGGGCACAGAAGACAUCGCAGGAGCUGACCACGGACUGGUUGAACAACCCACCGGCGGCAGGGUCGGGUCCGAGAAAGAAGCGGAUCAAUCAUCCACAUGCGCUUGACGGCACCGGAGCAAAGUUAUCGCAAUUCAAUUUUGAAGAGUAG
This is a messenger RNA of Gamsiella multidivaricata, 2061 nucleotides long. RefSeq lists its product as uncharacterized. The coding region runs from base 1 to 2061 and encodes 686 amino acids. The record is from RefSeq and is a predicted model, not a curated record. The transcript has a single exon. NCBI's taxonomy places the organism in Eukaryota, Fungi, Mortierellomycota, Mortierellomycetes, Mortierellales, Mortierellaceae.